Limulus polyphemus (Atlantic horseshoe crab) is the source of this 405-nucleotide messenger RNA. RefSeq lists its product as uncharacterized. The coding region runs from base 1 to 405 and encodes 134 amino acids. NCBI's taxonomy places the organism in Eukaryota, Metazoa, Arthropoda, Merostomata, Xiphosura, Limulidae. Gene Ontology annotation, molecular function: nucleic acid binding. The record is from RefSeq and is a predicted model, not a curated record. The transcript has a single exon.
AUGGCUUUGUUUUAUGUGAAUGGUGAGGUUAACAGACAGAAUGUUCGAUACUGGUCGCAAAACAAUCCGCAUUGGGUGGAUCAUUCCAAACAGCAAGGAGUGCAAAAAAUUAUGGUGUGGUGUGGUUUGUGGAAAGCUCGUGUGUUGGGGCCAUUUUUCUUCGAUGAACAUGUAACUGGUGAGACUUAUCUCGGCAUGUUUAGAGACCAGGUAAUGCCCAAACUUGAAAGGCUAGGUGAAGGACUUCCUGAGUGGUUCCAACAGGAUGGCGCCCCUGCCCACUUCGCUACGGUAGUAAAAGAUUGGCUGAAUGAAAAUUUCCCUAACUGGAUUGGAAGACGUGGUCAUGUGGAGUGGUCUUCUCGUUCACCAGACCUUAGCCCCUUGACUUCUUUUUCUGGGUAA